Molecule: messenger RNA, 3576 nt
Organism: Solea solea (common sole)
Lineage: Eukaryota; Metazoa; Chordata; Actinopteri; Pleuronectiformes; Soleidae
Gene: agfg2
Product: ArfGAP with FG repeats 2
Exons: 14
Coding region: 254-1744 (496 amino acids)
Molecular function (GO): GTPase activator activity
Source: RefSeq, a predicted model, not a curated record
UGCGUGAGUGAGAGAGUGUGUGUGUGUGUGUGGAGCUCACGGAGCUCGCGCUCUCUAACUUGUCGCUCCUCUCUGUGCAGCCAUGCAUUGGGGUUGAAGCCGCAGCGUAAAAGCUCCUCCACAAAUGAAGGCGAGGUGAGGAGCGGCGGGGAGCCAGGAGGAGGGAGGCGUUACCCGGCGGUAACACCGAGCCUGAACCGCCACGGCAACCAGCGACGUUUAGAGUAAAAAAAAAAAAAAAAUCAUAUUCAAAAUGUCGAACCGAAAACACCGGGACAACCAGGAGAUUUGCGCCCGUAAGGUUCGGGAGCUGGCCCAGUCUGGAGUAAACAAACACUGCUUCGAGUGCAGCCAGCCCGGGGUGACUUACACCGACAUCACGGUGGGAAGCUUCGUGUGCACGUCGUGCUCCGGAAUGCUGAGAGGCCUCAACCCUCCCCACAGAGUCAAGUCUAUCUCCAUGACAACCUUCUCCCAACAGGAAGUGGAAUUCCUGCAGAACCAUGGCAACGAGAUUGGGAGGAGGACGUGGCUGUGCGUGUUUGACCCAAAGACAGACAGCUGCUCCGACAUGAAGGACUCUCAGAAGUUCAAAGAGUUCCUGCAGGACAAAUAUGAGAAGAAGAAAUGGCAUUUUUCCAAAAGCAAAAACCGGCGGGAUGUGGAGGGUCCAUGGAGCCCAGGGGUCCAGGCCAUGCCGCCCUCCCUUGGUCCCUUAGCCAAUCAGGUCCCCGCCCACAACAUGCCCCCCAAUGCACGGUCCACAAGGCCACUGUCCCAGGCUCAGCUGCCGCCGUGGGAUCGAGUGCCGGCGAUCUCACCUGCCGACAUGCGUACGGAUGUGUUCACCGCUCGGCCGUCGCGCUCCCAAAGCUUCCGAGACCCCCCUCUGAAAGACCCCACACUGUGUGGGAUAGAAAGACAGAGGCCAGGCUCCCUGUCGUCAGCGCUGGGGGCUCAGAGCCACGCCCCCUCCUUCCCCGCCCUCCCGCGACCAUCAGCCAGUAGCUCUUUCAAAAACCACUUUACCUUAGGUCGUACAGUAUCGGCCUCAGGGGCCACGGGGCCCUUCAGGGCCUUCCCAAAGUCUCUCAGCGUGGACUUUGGAGGUCUGAACCAUCCUCAGCCACAGUCUCUGCCCCAGUCUCUGUCCCAGCAGCAGCAGCAGCAGCAGCAGCAGCAGCCUGCCAGCGCUGGCCAGACGAUACCACAGGUCAGCAGCUCCGGUGGCCAGGACAGGUACGCUGCCGUGUCACAUCUGGACAGCGUCUUCUCCGACACACCGUCAACCACAGCUCCACCUGCUGGCCCUCCACAGUACAGCGCCAUCUUCGGCAGCAGGCUUUCAUCCAGCUCUACUCCUGCCAGCUCCCCGGGUGUCGAUACGGUGUCCAGCUCCCAAACCUUUUCAAAUUUCCCCAACCCAUUCAGUUCCAGCUCCAGCUCUGCUUCCCAGCAGCCUGUCGCCCUCUCACCCAGUAACCCCUUCAGCAACGCCUCAGGAGGUGACUCCAAUGCGUUCGUCACCUCGCCCACUUCUGUUUUCCCUCCAUCUGCUGCCUUCCCUGCGCCUGCUACCCACUGUGCAUUUCCUCACGAGGCAGCCAGCAACCAGGAAGCCAACGGUUUCGCCUCCUUUCCUGCGUCCGACUCUCAGCCCAAAGUCCCACGUCCGAUGUCGGUGAACCCGUUUACUGGAAAUGUUUACCCCAGCCAAGGGACGUCGCGAAAUCCCUUCAUCUGAUCCCCACACCACCUCCUCCUCCUCCUCCUCUCCUUACUUCACCCACCCGUCCCUCCGUGGGAGCCGGGGGAAGUGAACUUGAGGAGUCGCUGCCAUUUCAAAGCCUCUGGAGUAUUUUCAUCCCCUGAUGGAGGGUUUGAGGUCCCUACAGGUCACCCUCCCUCCUCUCUGCCCCUCUCUGUCUAUUUAUGUGUUUGUAGCGGGGAAAACAAAAAAGAAAAGAAAUGUGUGAAUGUAAUUGCGAUAUCCACGUAUGUAUGUAUGUGUGUGUGAGAGCGUUUGCUUGCUGUGUUUGUACCACGAGACGCGUGCUGAAAGUUGUAUGUGGGACAGUAGACGCCACCUCAGGGCUCUGCGGGGGUCACGAGGAAAAAAAACGCCUCUAUGAUUUUUGCAGGAAAACACACACACACACAUAUAUUUACAGUAUAUAUAUUAUACACGUGUUGCUGCUGCUGCUACUUUGCUCUCAUCUCCUGCUAAAAAAAGUGCAAAAACAACAAAAACAACAGCCUGUGAAUUAGUGUUGGACGACACAUUUUUGGGCUUCUCUUUGUCAUGAGUGUGUGGAACAUCUUCAUUUGUCACCGUUUCUGUUUGUUUGUUUGUUUUGGUCACACUUUACAGUUCACUAAGACACAGUAAUAGUGUCGUAAUGAAGAGGUUACAUUUUGGUAAUACCAUCUUAGCUGUCCUCCUGUUUUCUUUAUUAUUAGUUGGGAAUGCUAAGUCAGCAUUUUACAACUAUACUUUUCCUAAUUUGUUUAUUAGUUGGGACUAAGACCGUCUUCAGCCGUUCGUUGGGUGCCAUCUCCUACAUGUUUUCAGCUGAUUUGAACAUUUUCUUUCACAGUAAAUGAACAGAGACAGUAGGUCACACAGCAUGAGUACUCAUCACUAAAUGUAAAACCAACAGGAGCUGUGAUGAAGAACUCUAAACUUUGGAGGACAGCAUUACACCUUUCAGUGUACAGACUGACGGAAAUUAUUAUUAUUAUUAUUAUUAUCUGAGGAAGAAGAAGCGCAGCGAUCCUGAAGGAUUAAGAAUACGGAUGGAUGAGAACGAAGGGCAACUUUGAACUGUGAUUUCGGACUUCAAAAUGCCACUGGGAACUUUAAACUGUGGAUGGAAGCAUGGGCAGGGACUUAUUGGUAGAAGAAGAAGAGAAAGAGCUGGAUAUUAUUUAAAGAAGAAGAGGAAUAACUUGUUUUCCUGUGGAGAGCAACAUUGCACCUCUUGGUGUAAAGGCUAUGGAGAAUCAUUAUUAGAAGAAGAGCGUCGUCAUUCACAUGUUAAUAUGCUUAUUUGGACACACUGAUUUGAAACUGUUUAAUUUAGACACACACACACACACUAAAACCCUGUUAUUGCCAAGGUAGUACACGAUUUUGCAUUGGAGUUAAGAUGGUAUUGCCAUAAUAUCACAUCUCCGUUACCAAAACUGUUACUAUGUUAUUACUAAACUGUAACGCAAAAGUGUCAAAACCUUUUUGUCGCUGUUUUCUUUUAAGGAUAAUCUCUGUUUUUCACUCUCAGGCUGCAUGCGCUUAGAGGGCUUUAAAGGAGAUGCUACUGAAUGUAAAAGCAAUUUCAGAAUAACUUAACAUAAAUGUGCACGAUAAAUGUCAUGUACUGCUUCAUGUACUGGACCAAAAUGUUCUCUCGCUUUUCUUUUCUCUAUGUCUUUUUUUUUUACGGUUCACAUGGAAGUUAAUUUUGUUUUUUUGCAUUUUUGUUUUUAAAAAAAUAAUGAAUAAAAGAGAGAAUGGUGUUACAUUGUCUUUAUAAUGACAAGUGUUCAUGUUCAUAAAAUCCGUUUGUUGCUUCUCAA